CUUUCUCUAAAAUUACGAGGCCACCCUUCAGUCCCAAUCCCUCUGAGAGGAGGGCUUCUCCCUCUUCCCAUCGAGAGAACUCCUCCCAAUUCUCCCUCUUAGAUCCUUGAUUUCCUUUCAAUUUCCUCGUUUUCGCCUCUUAGAACCCUAGAUUUCGCCUUUGGGAUGGCGGGACGAGCAGAUCAAGCUGUUUCUUGAAGGAAUUGUGGCCGGAUCUGAAUCAGAAGAUGUAUAGGGAGCGGGGAGGGAGCGGAUCGAAGUUGGAGAUCGGCACGAUCGAUCGGAAGCGGAUUAAUGAUGCUUUGGAUAAGCAUCUCGAGAGGGCAUCCUCGUCGACCUCCCGGGGACUGGAUGGCAAGGAGAAGGACCGGGUCUCUGCCGGGAAGCAACAAGACCUACGGGAUCAGCGGUCUAGUGAUCUCUCGAAGAACAAGUGCUCCGGUGGUGAAUCUGAAACAGACAGUGAGGAGUCGGAUGUUAGUGGUUCUGAUGUGGAUGACACAUCCUGGAUUUCAUGGUUCUGUAAUCUGAGAGGAAAUGAGUUUUUCUGUGAGGUUGAUGAUGAAUACAUACAAGAUGACUUCAAUCUUUGUGGAUUAAGCAGUCAAGUUCCAUACUAUGAUUAUGCCCUUGACCUUAUUUUGGAUGUGGAGUCCUCUCAUGGUGAUAUGUUCACUGAGGAGCAAAAUGAGUUGGUCGAAUCUGCUGCUGAGAUGCUAUAUGGUCUGAUUCAUGCUCGGUACAUUUUAACCAGUAAAGGGAUGGCUGCAAUGCUGGAGAAGUACAAGAACUAUGAUUUUGGAAGGUGCCCUAGGGUUUACUGCUGUGGUCAGCCCUGUCUUCCCGUCGGGCAAUCUGACGUUCCUCGUUCCAGCACUGUCAAGAUCUAUUGCCCUAAGUGUGAUGAUAUAUACUACCCAAGAUCCAAGUAUCAAGGCAACAUUGAUGGAGCAUACUUUGGCACCACCUUUCCGCACUUGUUCCUCAUGACAUAUGGACACCUGAAGCCACAAAAGGCGACCCAGCGAUUCGUUCCUCGGGUUUUUGGUUUUAAGAUCCACAAGGCAUGAUGCUAGAGACCCUCGCAACGCAAAGGUGGAAUUGUGAAAAGGGAGAUUCAAGUGACGAAGAAUGCUAUGUCAAAACUCAUCUAUAUAUACAUAUAUGUAUAUCUAUGGUAGUGUAUUGAGGAAAUGCUUCAAAUGCACCUACCUAUUGUUGUUGUUGUUGUUGUUCAAUCAAAAAGAUAUUUCUUAUGCUUAUUCUGCAACUGCAAGUCUGCAAUGCCUAUACAGCCUGUGUAUCAGUCUGAAAAAUUAAUUGGUGUGAGGUAGCAUUCCUUUUAUUAAAGACUUUUUUGGCAGCC
This is a messenger RNA of Dioscorea cayenensis subsp. rotundata (Guinea yam), 1366 nucleotides long. Its product is annotated as casein kinase II subunit beta-1-like. Gene Ontology annotation, molecular function: protein kinase regulator activity. NCBI's taxonomy places the organism in Eukaryota, Viridiplantae, Streptophyta, Magnoliopsida, Dioscoreales, Dioscoreaceae. Bases 228 to 1070 code for a protein of 280 amino acids. Gene Ontology annotation, cellular component: protein kinase CK2 complex; cytoplasm. The transcript is spliced from 5 exons. The record is from RefSeq and is a predicted model, not a curated record.